UUUGACGUUCAAAUGCCGUGAUGUUUUAACUCUCGUUCAUGAUGGAUCUUCCCUGCACGCAGUGGCAAGAUCACGUUGCUCAGAAAUGGAGUGGACUCGAUCCAAAGCAAAAGGAAACAUUUAACUCCCUGCGUGAAAUAGAUGAUGUCUUUAAAUGCGCUUUAAGUCUCGCAAAUCAAGAGGAUCUGGAUGCUGUGCAAUUGAUCUCUGCAGGGUAUUUAGCAAAGAAAGACUCUAGAGAAGCCUCCAAAUGCAGGGAAAGGGGAAACUGCAGCUUCAAGGCAAAAGACUACAAGGCUGCAGCUCUGCACUAUUCACAGGGAAUAUGUUUUGCUCCUCCAAGUUCUGAGCAGCUUUCUCUGUGCUAUGCAAAUCGCUCCGCUGCUCUCUACCAUCUGCAACACUAUCAGACAUGCCUCGAUGAUAUCAACAGAGCCCUAAACAAUGGCUAUCCACCUCAUCUUUCAUACAAACUGCAGGAUCGUCGCACUCUCUGCUUAAGCCGCCUCUCUGUAUGUGAAAAAACAAUAAAAGAUCCCCUCAGUGCUUCUGCAAAUGAUGAUAUAUGCAGCCAAGAUGUUCUCAUGUCAUCCAAUGGAGCCCACAGGUUUGGGAUCUGUCCUAAAGUUUCUGUUGGCUGCAGCGAGGAAAAAGGUUGCCAUCUGGUGGCUUUAAAGAAGAUAACAGCUGGAGAGGUGAUUUUGAGUGACAGGCCAUUCAGCUUAGUCCUCAUCCCAGGAACUGAGAAGGUUAAAGGAAAGAAAGAAAGGGAGCAGGGCACACAGAGGGAAAUGGUUCUUGGAACAGAGCACAGGCGAUGUCACCGGUGUUUGGCUGAAACUCUCUGUCCUGUGGCCUGUGAGGGAUGCAGCCUCAGCCAAUACUGUUCAGCUGCUUGUCAGCAAGAAGCCUGGGAAGAGCAUCACCAGUGGGAAUGCCCACUGGGAGCAGAUCUCACUGUGAUGGGUUUAAUGGCACAGCUCGCUCUCAGGAUAACGCUGAAGGCCCGGAUUAAAAACAUCCAAAUAGCAAGGCGGACAAUCAGAGACGAGCAGAAAAUGAAAGAGAAAUACAACCCGUACCUGACCGUGUUUCACUUGCUGCACCAUUUAGAGCACCAGAGCGCUGCUUUACGGUUCCUGUUUGCAGUUACUGUGGCCACGCUUUACCUGAAGCUCAGCAAGGCAGCUCCUCUUCCUAUACCUUGGAAGUUAAAUGAAGCUUCAUCAGCAUCCGGUGGAUCCACAGAUGCAGGAGACACAGAGUCGAGCCCAGAGCUGUGGGUUGUGGGAAGUGCAGUUCUAAGGCACAUGCUGCAGCUGAGGUGUAAUGCUCAGGCUGUCAUCACUCUGCAAGAAGCAGGAUCCCAAAACUCUCAAGUGCAGUCAGUGGAGGAAAUUCGAAUUGCCACGGCGAUGUUCCCAACCCUCAGCCUCCUCAAUCACUCUUGCUGUCCCAAUACCAGCCUGGUGUUUGGCACCGGAAAAGCUGCUGAUCCCUGUGUUUCACAGGAGUCUGCAGGUUUCAAUCACCGUCUCCUUGGGGAAGGACGUCUAGAUAGGGGAGUUACUGUGACGGUCAGGGCAGCCAGAGUAAUCACUCCUGGAGAGCAGGUUCUGCACUGCUAUGGGCCCCACAGCAAUCGGAUGAGGACUCGAGAACGGCAGCAUCUCCUGCAGCAGCAGUACUUUUUCCUGUGUGAGUGUGAGGCUUGCAGCAUACAGGAGGACCAGAGGAAAAGCAGCAGGAAGGAUUCAGGCCUCCUGUGUUCAAAGUGUAAAGGAGCUCUUAUAAGGGAGGGAGGAAGUGGAUUUACAUGUUCUAGUUUAACCUGUGGUCAUCAAGUGUCUGCUGCUGACGUGAACGAAAGGCUGCAGGAAGUCAGAGCUGCCUUGGAGAAAGCUGUUGAGCUCAUGGAGCGAGACGUUCCAGUGGAAGCCCUGCACCAUCUGCAACGGACUAGGAGUCAGUCUGGAUUUAUACUUGGAGAGAUUCAUCCUCUGCAGGGUGAGCUGGCUGAUGCCACAGCCAGAGCUUAUGCCGCAAUGGGAGACUGGAGAAAUGCAGCAACCCAACUGGAGCAAAGCACUGUAGCUACUGCCUCCCAGUAUGGAAAAGACAGCCUUGAAGUAGGACAGCAGCUUUUCAAAUUAGCUCAGCUCCACUUCAAUGGUGGUGCUAGAGGCCCGGCCCUCUCCGUCAUGUCCAAGGUCAAGCCUAUCUUCUCCCUCCACUGUGGUCCUAAUUGCCCUGAACUACAAGAACUGAACGCCAUGGAGGAAUGUCUGCAAGGGUUGACAUUUUAGAAUUAAACCAAACUGAUCAUAUUAAAAAUCCAAAAAUAGAUUUGCAAUCAGUGAAACUGAAUAUAAGUACAAAGUUAUGGUUCUGAAAAGACUCUAUUUUCUGCCUGUAAGCAGUUGUAUACGUGUGCGUCUGUGUGAGUCAAUGGAUCCAUCAGUAAUUCCAAUUUCAUGCUUCAGUGAUAGUCUUGACCUGCAUAAGACUAUCUUUGCAACAGUUACAUGUUCUGGAUCGGACGGAUGUAAACAUUAUUUUUUAUAACUGUGGAUUUUUCAUCUUGUAUUGCAGACCUAUAAAGAAUGAUUUAAAACCAAGGAAAUCCAUCUCCAAAGUCAACCUCCAACAUGCCGCCCUCUGACCUUUAGAUGGCAGUAGUUGCACGCUGACUAAUUCAAUUUCAUGCUUCAAUGACUGGAAAGCAGGAUUCUGCUCUGACUCUUGAACCUGCAGUGCAUGUCCCCCAGGACCUUCACCCUAAAUGUCCCUUAUAACUCGGUGUGGUUAUGGCUUUAUUUGUGAAUAAUGACAGGUCUAAUCAGGGUCAGCAAUUCUUAGAAAUUCUUUCCUACCAGUUGGGAAUACACAUCGUCUGCUGAUGCAAGACUGUAAAAUGGGAAGUCCUCAAGCAUUCAAAACACUGCUUUAGAUUUGUGUGUUAAGUCAAGGUUAAGCAGUCCAUUGUGCAAAUAUUUGAUAAUUAGUUCAUCAAAGACUAAAUUUGCAGCUGCUGUUGAGGAGGCUUACAACAGUGCAAAUAAUCGUUCUCAGG
Cyprinodon variegatus (sheepshead minnow) is the source of this 3073-nucleotide messenger RNA. RefSeq names its product SET and MYND domain containing 4 (gene smyd4). The record is from RefSeq and is a predicted model, not a curated record. Gene Ontology annotation, molecular function: protein binding. Lineage: Eukaryota; Metazoa; Chordata; Actinopteri; Cyprinodontiformes; Cyprinodontidae. The coding region runs from base 39 to 2306 and encodes 755 amino acids. The transcript is spliced from 10 exons.